CUCCUUUUCCCAGAAAGAUAACACAGGGAAAGAAAGCCAGUGCUCUUCAAAACACGAAACAACUCCAACAGUGCCAUAGUCCCUAGUAUCUUUCCUUACAUCCUGCUGUUCAGUUUCUGAUUUACCCAUUUGUCUGCCUACUCAAACCAAGCAAGCUACUUCUUGCUAAAGGUCUCUGGAUCUGUAAGUUACUGCAGGAAUUUCCAGGGAGGACUGCUGGCCCACAAAUUUCCAGGCUCACUAACAACUUGAAAGAUGGUAAAUGAAUACAAGAGAAUCGUUCUACUGCAAGGACUAGAGUUCAUUAAUGAUCAUUAUUUUAGCUUAUUUAAGUCAUUAAUGUCUAGUGAUUUAAAACUGAAGAGAGACAUUCAAGAGAAAUAUACCAAGGUUCAGAUUGCUGACAUUAUGGAAGAUGAAUUCCCUGUUGAUGCUGGAUUGGGCUCACUGAUAAUGUUCUGUAAAUGUAUACCAGCUCUUAACAAACUUGCUGAAACUCUUCAAAAAGAGAGAUCAAAAGUAAAAGGAAAAACCCCACUGAAAAAAAAGAAGCAAGAAGCAGGCUCUGCUAUACCUACAUCGACUACAAGCUACAGUUUAGCAUCUGAAGGAGGGAAGACAUCCACAGGUCAGAAAAGAAAAAGUGUGAGUAAAGAAAAGACUGGAGUGAAAAAGGCCAAAGGUUUUGAGGGGACAGAUCUCCCUCUCUGUCCUGAAGAAGCCACAGCGAGGUUCCACUCACCGAUACCCCAGGUCUUACCUUCGACUUCAUCCAACACAUCUUUGGCACAGGGCAUGUGUCAAAAUAUUACCAGAGGUGCUAUUCUCCAAAAGGAUGCCAUGACAGUGAUGGUGCUCAACUCAACAGAUGCAUUUGAAUAUGAGUCAUCAAAACAUGGAGGAAAGACCAUGUUUCAUGCUACAGUGGCUACUGUGAAGCAUUAUUUCCAUGUGAAAAUUUUCAAUGUCGACCUGAAAGACAAGUUCAAAAAAAAUAAUGUCCUCAUCAUUUCCAAUUACUUCAUGAGCAAAGGAAUCCUAGAGAUAAAUGAAACUUCCUCUGUGGUUAAGGCUGGUUCUGGACAAAAAAUUGAAGUCUCCAAAAGUUUUAUCCAAAGAGCAAAUAAAACUCCCAAGAUCUCUGAUAUUAAGCUGGGUAAAUCUGGACUACUGAUUUAUGACUUGUUUACAUUAAUCAAGAAAAGGGUGAACCCAAAGAACACAAUUUAUGAAGUAAAAGACAAUACAGGAAGUCAUAUGGAAGUGGUGGGGAAUGGAAAAUGGUACAACAUUGACUGUGAGGAAGAAGAUAAACUCCAACUCUACUGCUUUCAGCUGAAAAUAAUUAAAAAGCAACAAAAAUUAGUGUGUGGAGAUCACAGUUUCAUUGAGGUCACAGAAAUUAGGAAAAAAAAGGAAAUACCCACUGCCCAUUCAAGCACAAAAGAUGGACGAGAAAAUGUCUACUUGCAACACCAAUUCUGUGGUUUUAAAGAAGAGACACCCAAUUAAUUUCUUCUAAACAGCAUUAGUAUCAUAUCAUUUAAUAGUUUUCAUAGCUCAUUUGAUUAUGUUUUCGUUAACAAAAUUACUUAUUGUUUUUCUAUGAAAUGACACUUAAAUUUUCUAUAGUGUAAAAUUAAUAAAAAUUUCUUUUUAA
Molecule: messenger RNA, 1660 nt
Organism: Meriones unguiculatus (Mongolian gerbil)
Lineage: Eukaryota; Metazoa; Chordata; Mammalia; Rodentia; Muridae
Product: interferon-activable protein 205-B
Exons: 8
Coding region: 256-1512 (418 amino acids)
Biological process (GO): positive regulation of interleukin-1 beta production; activation of innate immune response; cellular response to interferon-beta
Cellular component (GO): nucleolus
Molecular function (GO): double-stranded DNA binding
Source: RefSeq, a predicted model, not a curated record